AUGACAGAAUUGGUCGAUCAAGAUGAAGUAACAACAUUCUUUCAAAAGUUGAGAGCAAAGAACAAUGAUAACAAGAGUUGUUUUGAUUGUGGAGCAAAGAACCCUACUUGGGCGAGUAUCCCCUACGGUAUACUCAUUUGUGUAGAUUGUGCUUCACUUCAUCGUAAUAUGGGUACUCAUAUUUCUUUUGUUAGAUCAACACAAAUGGAUAAAUGGAAAGUAUCACAAUUAAAAUUAAUGGAGGCAGGAGGUAACCAUCAAGCAAAGAUUUAUUUCUCAGAGCAUGGUGUUACUUUGAAUAGUGAUGCCAAGUAUCAUGGUCAAGUUGCUACAAACUAUAAGAAAUUGUUGGAAUCUAAAGUUUCAAAAGUAACUAAAUCAAAUGAAUCAUCAAAAUCAACUACUACUACUACAUUGGAGAAUAGUAAUGUUCAAAUAUCAUCACCAUUGAAUUUAAAUUCAUCAACGUCGUCCCCAUCAUCGUCACUACCAUCACCAUUUACAUCAAAGGAUGGUGUCAAUGCAAAUAGUAGUAACAAUGCCAACAAUAGUUCAAUUUCAACACCAGAGUCAAAAUCAUCUUCAAUCUUGUCACCACCAACUAAUCUAGUAUCAUUUAAUGAUGAGUCGGACGAUCAAGAGACAAGUAGUAACAACAAACCAAGAUCAUCAUCAUCUAGAUCAUCAACAGUUAAAAAGACAACGGCCGUUAGAAAAGUAAACAAAAAUUCUUUUGAUGAUGAUUGGGAUUCAAUUCCUGAUAAAUUAAAUAAUACUUCUAUUGAUGAUGAUAAUAAUAAUAAUAAUAAUAAUAAUAAUAAUAGAAACAAAAAUAAGAAGAAUAAUAAUAAUAAUAAUAAUCUAUCAUCAUCAUCAUCAACUUCUUCAAUCAUUGAUUCUCCAACAACAUUUAAUUCAGAUAGUCAUAUUUAUUCAUCAAAAUCAAAAUUCUCUAUGAAUUAUGAUGAUGAUGAUAACAACAAUAACAACAAUGAUAAUAAUAAUAAUAAUAAUUACAACUCUGAUAGAAAACAAUCAAGAAAACAACAACAACAAGAUAGUGAAUAUGAUUUUUAUGAUAGUAAUAAUAAUAAUGAAAAGAAAUCAAAGAAUAAUAAUAAUAAUAACUAUAAUAAUAAUAAUCAAAAUCAAAAACAUAUAGAAAGAGAAAGAGAUGAUAAUGAUUAUGCAAGAAGAAAUUUUGGAGAGGCUAAAUCAAUUUCAUCAAAACAAUAUUUUGGAGAUGAGCAAGACCAACAAUAUGAUAUGGAAAAGAGAGAAAAGUUGUCUAAAUUCUCGAGUGCAUCAUCCAUUUCGAGUGCUCAAUACUAUGAUCGUGUUGAAUACUCACCAAGCUAUGAAAUGAGAGCGACAGAGAUGGCUAGAACUCUAGUCGACACUGCUCGUACUGAUUUCAAAGCAAUAUCAAAUGUUGUACUAGACAGUAGCAAGAAAAUUUCAAAUAUAGCUACAAACUAUCUACAAGAUUUACAAGAAAGAUAUAGAUAG
Molecule: messenger RNA, 1509 nt
Organism: Cavenderia fasciculata
Lineage: Eukaryota; Evosea; Eumycetozoa; Acytosteliales; Cavenderiaceae
Product: Arf GTPase activating protein
Exons: 3
Coding region: 1-1509 (502 amino acids)
Biological process (GO): COPI coating of Golgi vesicle
Molecular function (GO): GTPase activator activity
Source: RefSeq, a predicted model, not a curated record